GCACCGCAGCAAAUCGUCAGCCUUCUGGACAGCACGACCAUUGCAGGUGUUUCCUCCAUGGUGUCGACAUCUGCAUUCAUCAGCUCGGCAUUGGUGCCCUCGACCACCUAUGUCUACGCCCUUCUCAGUGCGAGAAACGCCUCUCAUCUUGCCAUGGGUGAGCAGUCCGCCUCCCUGCAAGACGCAGCCAUCUACGGCAUCCAAGUCUCCCUGUCUCUGCCCUUCGUGGCAGAUGCUGCGCCUUCCUCGGGACGUGCCUUGGUGAGCCCCGAGAUCGGUGAGGCCCUGAAGGAAAAGUUCCGACUGGCCACAGAGGAGUGGUCUGACGAGGAUGCAUCUACCCUGCGCUAUGCGUUCUACAUCUUCCCACUUGGCGAUACCUACUCAGUGACGGAAGGCUCAGAUGGAAGCGGCUUGCAGUCAACACCUGCCUUCCAGAUGCCAGAGAUUGAGUGGAAUGAUCCCUCGAGCGCACAGUACUUCACGAAGCUGGGUGGAUCCCUGGUUGGCAUCUUUGGCUCCUCCGCCAGCGUCUCCGGCCUGGAUCUGGCAAGCGGAGCUUACUUCACAGUUGCCCGUGCCCGGGACCACCUCGGCGGCGCGGCCGCGGCAGCCGUGCUCGGGCCGUGGGUGAGGCAACCGGCCACACUCUCCACAGCCGACCUGACCAAUGCACUGGUGGCUGUGCAACAGUCGAGCGACCCAACCAAGAUUCUAUCCUCGCUCAAUGCCGUUACAGAGAUGUCAGGUGCAGUCGGCGACACAGAUGUGGAGUCCAAGAAGGAGGUAACCAACCUGGCCCUCUCGGCGCUGGAGAGCGUCACUUCGAUU
Messenger RNA from Symbiodinium sp. CCMP2456, 831 nucleotides. NCBI's taxonomy places the organism in Eukaryota, Dinophyceae, Suessiales, Symbiodiniaceae. The record is from the annotation of a GenBank genome assembly.